UCUCUAUAGAUUGAGGGCUUAAGUCCUUUAUCAAAUGUGCAGUUUGUAAAUGUUCUCAUCAAAAGGCUUUCGUGGCAUUCUAUCCAAUGACUCGGGGUCCUGGUUGAGAGCUGGCGCCUCCCGAGACCGAGUGGAGGCGGCAGGCGGGCGCCCUCAGCUCUGCCCCGCCCUCUGGGGUUGGAGUCUUCCUCUGAUCCUGUGCCCACUUCCACUCCAGAGCCCACAGCUGGCCUUGGGGCUGGGGACCCCCACCUCUGCCUGGAGUGUGCCCCGAGGUCACACACUGCUCCUUAGAUAGUGUCUCUGUGGUGCCCUGUUGGAGUGGACAGGAGAGGUCACCUGGAGAGGUCUUGCCGGCCUCAGCCUCCACCAGCCCUUGGCGCCUCCCCGGCGACACUCUGGUCCACACGCUUAUGCAACCACUGAUAAGGUGGCCACGAGACCAUAAUCUGCCCUGAGUGGCAGCCUGGCCCCACCCUCCAUGUGGGCUUGCGGGAGGCCCAGCCGGGGGUCUGCAGUGAGGGGUGCCCAGGUCUCUGACAUCACCUCUGUCACAACUGAAUUGGCCCAGGCUCUGCCCUGAGACAAGGUCCAGAGCCCUGGCCAAUGGUGGGUCCACUCCUGUGUAGGGAGGUGAGGGGUGGGGCUCUGGGGGACUGCUUCCCAGCAGCACCCCAAGGGCCCCGGGGCCCCGCCUCAGCCAGGCUGCAGGUGGACGGAGGUGCGCACAGUGUGAGUCAGGUGAGAGCCCUCCAGGAAGUGACCCCUGGGGCCUGUGGAGACACUUGAGCGAUUGUGCCAAACAAUGGACAAAGAGGCGCUGGGGUUUGUGGAGCCAAGGUGCCUUCCGCUCCCCAGCCUGCUCGUGGCUGAGCCCAGCUGGAGGGCGGCGCUAUAAAGCCAGGCCGGCGGGGUUCGCGUGGACUCGGGACCGUGGGCCAGAGGAUGGGCAUGUGGAUGAGGGCCGCUCUGCUGAGCUGUGUCCUGGCGCUGCUCCAGGUGUCUGCUGCUCAGGCCGAGGUCCUGCUGCAGCCAGAUUUUGAUGCCAAAAAGGGUCCCGGGGCCAGGAGGGUCCAGCCUGCCUGUCACCGAGCUGUCCUGCAGUUCUCAGGCCUCUGGUAUGUGGUCUCCAUGGUCUCUGACUGCAAGGUCUUCUGGGGCAAGAAGGACCACCUGCUGAUGUCCACCAGGGAGAUCAACGCCACAGAGGAGGGCAACCUCAGCGUCCACAUGGAGUUCCCCAGGGCUGAUGGCUGUAACCAGGUGGAUGCUGAGUACCUGAGGACAGGCUCCCAAGGGCACUUCCGAGUCCCCGCUUUGGGCUACCUGGACGUGCGCAUCGUGGACACGGACUACAGCUCCUUCGCCGUGGUCUACAUCUACAAGGAGCUGGAGGGGGCCCUCAGCACCAUGGUGCAGCUCUACACCACGGGGAUUCACAGGCGCCCCUGCACCGCCCCAGGCCGGACCCAGGAAGCGAGUCCCCAGGCCAUGAAGGCCUUCCAGGACUUCUACCUGACCGUGGGACUCCCCGAUGCCAUGAGGGUCACGCUGCCCAAGUCAGAUGCGUGCUCCCCCGGCGGCAAGGAUGCACCAUGACAUUGCUGGAGACCCACCUUGGCUCUUCCCAGGUUGAGCUGGAGCAGCAGGCCUUGGCGCCCCAACUCCCGAGUUGUCCAGACUCACGACCCUCCUGGCCCUGUACCUCCCCGACCCCCAUUCUCCACAGGACAUCUCCUUAGGGCUCCCCCUUCUACCCAAUAAACAGAAUCUGCAGUUUCGAGACUCCCCGCCUCUUUGGAG
Molecule: messenger RNA, 1803 nt
Organism: Vicugna pacos (alpaca)
Lineage: Eukaryota; Metazoa; Chordata; Mammalia; Artiodactyla; Camelidae
Source: RefSeq, a predicted model, not a curated record